Callorhinus ursinus (northern fur seal) is the source of this 2207-nucleotide messenger RNA. The record is from RefSeq and is a predicted model, not a curated record. NCBI's taxonomy places the organism in Eukaryota, Metazoa, Chordata, Mammalia, Carnivora, Otariidae.
UACAGUAAAAAGUCCAAGUGCAGCCGCUCGGCGCAAGAUGGGAUCCGGCUCCUCCAGCUACCGGCCCAAGGCCAUCUACUUGGACAUCGAUGGGCGCAUUCAGAAGGUGGUCUUUAGCAAGUACUGCAACUCCAGUGACAUCAUGGACCUGUUCUGCAUCGCCACCGGCCUGCCCCGGAACACGACCAUCUCCCUGCUGACCGCGGACGAUGCCAUGGUGUCCAUCGACCCCACCAUGCCCGCCAAUUCAGAACGCACUCCCUACAAAGUGAGACCUGUGGCCGUCAAGCAAUUGUCUGAGAAAGAAGAAUUAAUCCAGAGUGUGCUGACCCAGGUGGCAGAGCAGUUCUCAAGAGCAUUUAAAAUCAACGAACUGAAAGCAGAAGUCGCAAACCACUUGGCCGUGCUAGAGAAGCGAGUGGAAUUGGAAGGCCUGAAAGUGGUGGAGAUCGAGAAAUGCAAGAGUGACAUCAAGAAGAUGCGGGAAGAGCUGGUGGCCAGAAGCAGCAGGACCAGCUGUCCCUGUAAGUACAGUUUUGUGGAUAACAGCAAGAAACUGACAACUCGGCGUGAUGUCCCCACGUAUCCCAAGUACCUGCUCUCCCCAGAGACCAUCGAAGCUCUCCGGAAGCCCACCUUCGACGUCUGGCUCUGGGAGCCCAACGAGAUGCUGAGCUGCUUAGAGCACAUGUACCAUGACCUGGGCCUGGUCAGAGAUUUCUCCAUCAACCCCAUCACACUCAGGAGAUGGCUGCUCUGCGUGCACGACAACUACAGGAACAACCCUUUCCACAACUUCCGGCAUUGCUUCUGCGUGACCCAGAUGAUGUACAGCAUGGUCUGGCUCUGCAGGCUCCAGGAGAAAUUUUCCCAAAUGGAUAUCUUGAUUCUAAUGACGGCAGCCAUCUGCCAUGAUUUGGAUCAUCCAGGGUACAACAACACGUACCAGAUCAAUGCCCGCACGGAGCUGGCCGUCCGAUACAACGACAUCUCGCCCCUGGAGAACCACCACUGCGCCGUGGCCUUUCAAAUUCUCGCCCAGCCCGAGUGCAACAUCUUUGCCAAUGUGCAGCCGGACGAGUUCAAGCAGAUCAGACAGGGGAUGAUCACAUUAAUUUUAGCCACUGACAUGGCAAGACAUGCAGAAAUUAUGGAUUCUUUCAAAGAAACAAUGGAGAAUUUUGACUACAGCAAUGAGGAGCACGUGACCCUUCUGAAGAUGAUUUUGAUAAAAUGCUGUGACAUCUCUAACGAGGUCCGUCCAAUGGAAGUUGCGGAACCUUGGGUGGACUGCCUAUUAGAAGAGUAUUUCAUGCAGAGCGACCGCGAGAAGUCCGAGGGCCUUCCAGUGGCCCCUUUCAUGGACCGGGACAAAGUGACCAAAGCCACAGCCCAAAUUGGGUUCAUCAAGUUUGUCCUGAUCCCGAUGUUCGAAACGGUGACCAAGCUCUUCCCUGUGGUGGAGGAAAUCAUGCUCCAGCCCCUCUGGGAAUCCAGAGAUCGUUACGAGGAACUGAAGCAAAUGGAUGACGCCCUGAGAGAGAAGACAGAGAGCCUGACAUCCGGGCACACCGACCCGCCGAGAGAGGGAAGCAGAGAUGUGAGGAAAAGCGAAGAUAAUGCCAUCCUGAAUUGACGUCUCAGCGCAUACGGCACAUCCUAUUUUUUAAUGGUUCAGAAGAGGGAUUGAGAUUGUUUUAUUUGGCCUAAAUGUGUUCAACAGCGUGUGCGGUUUUUAAGCAUCGUCUGCACAUCAUCCUGGGACGUCUGACAGCACCUGCACAUUUUCAAUCCCCACAGAAGCUUUCUCCCUCUUCCUUUUCCAAGCAGACGGAGCCUGAAGACGGCAGGACAGUCCGGGCCGUGGUUCUGGACCAGGCUGGAGGAGCCGGAGCCUCGCGGGAGCCGACUGUGCAGGGAAAAGUUGACUCUGAGCGCCUACUCCGCCAAGACUGCGUUUUCUAAGAACUGUUUUGUUCACUGAUACAAAAAAAAAAAAAAGGAAUUCAUGAUGCUGUACAGAAUUUUUAUUUUUAAACUGUCUUUUAAAUAAUAUAUUCUUAUACAGAAACGGGUACUGUACUUUUUCUUUGGUAAUGCUGUGUAUCCCGGGGCUGCCUCUGAGAGUCCCCAGAGUCCCCCUCAGCUCUCCCGCGGAGACAAGGAACUGUGCUUUCCCCGCAGAUGUAUCUUAGAACAGUUUUCCA